CGUCACUACCUGUUGAAGUUUAUCCAAGCUUCCACUCCACCAGACUUUUUGAUGUUAACCUACUCAUUUUACCCGCUAAACAGAAAGCACUGUUGUGCUAAUGAAAUACAACAUUAAGUCUUGAAUAGUAUAUUUUGGGGUCUCAUAUGAGGAAAACAAUGAGAACUCGGUCAAGUUCACCUCCAAUUCAUGUGCAUGUCAACGACGCCACACCGGUCCAUGUGCACGUGAAGAGCCAGAGGACGAGUCCUGCCAGGACGCCUCAGGGGAAGGCUAAGGUCGACAGAGGGAACCUCCGGCCUACAGCCAAGGUCAAAACUCGAGCACCAUGGAUACCACCAGGGAAGGGCUCCAUACGGGACGCUUCGUACAAGUGGGAGGGGCCAACGCACCGCCUUGAGAUCUCACCGCCGCUCCCUGAACCAGAACCAGAACAUUCCCAGUCUGCGCUGCGAUUGGCUGACCUCACAUCAGAGGAAGAGGAAGGGCUGCACGGACGAAUCAGCCAGUAUGAGAGGAAGAUUGACAGCUUACUGACUGAAGUCAGUACUCUGAAAAAUGAGGUGGAGCUGCGGAAGAAGGAGCAGCUGCUGGAGCGUCAGUCGGAGCAGCUGAAUGUCUCCCAACGGGUGAUCGCUGAGCAGGAGGAGGAGCUGGCUGAAGUAACGAAGGAGCUGGAAGAGACCGAACGGGAGAACACGCGAUUACGUCAAUCCAUGGAGAAGAUGCUGGAGGAGACCGACUACCACAGGUUAGACGGGGACAGCACACAACAAGACAAAGACGUUCUGCUCAGGAAACUGAUUGAGGCAGAGGCAGAUGGGACGGCGGCUGCCAAGCAAGUCUCAGCCCUGCGAGAAUCUGUUUCCAAACUGUGCGGUGCUGCUGGCAGUAGGCUGUCUGGCUCUGAGUCUUCGGUCUUGGCCCGCCAAAAGGAGCUGUUGCUGCAGAAACUGGAGACAUUUGAGGCCACAAACCGAACCCUGCGCCACCUUCUCAGGGAGCAGCACGGAUCCCAGAUGGACUCAAUGCGGCUGUCAGAGCAGAAGGAUGCAUUACUCAAGAGACUGGCAGACACAGAGGCAGAAAACGCUCAACUUGUGGUGAAACUUCAAGAGAAGGACAGAGAGGUUGAUCAACUCUCCAGACUUUUAGAUACUGAGAAGGACAAUGCCAAGAGCACAGCUGAUUUGUCCAAGAGUCUGGAGUCAACAAGAGCUCAUUUACAAGGACAGCUCCGCAGCAAAGAAGCUGAGAACAACCGGCUUACUGUGCAGAUAAAGAACUUGGAGCGUGCAGCCAACCAGCAGAAGGCGGAGAUGGAGCAUCUGACAGAACAGCUGGCGAGGCUGAAGCAGCAGGCCAGUGCAGACCGUGAGGCUCUGAAACGAGCCACGCGAGCCCAGAAACAGCGAGCUGAGCGCAGCGAGGGCACUGCAGGCCAGCUGAGCGUCCAGCUGAUGGACAUGGAGAAGCAGGUGGCAGAUGCACUGUCAGCAGCUGAGAGCUGGCAGAGUCACCAUGCCCAAGAAGUGAAAGAAAAGAGUAAACUGGAGAUUGAACUGUCGCUGUUGAACAGCCGUGUAACAGAGCUGACGGAGCAGCUGCAGAGUUCAGAGGAGAAAGGCCGAGUGGAGAGAGAAGCUCUGCUGGAUCACCUGCACGGACUGAGCACAGAGAGCACUGCUGCCAAACUGGAGAACCAGUCCCUCAAGGCUACAGCAUCUGCAGUGGAGGAGAAACUGGCCUUGUCCCAGUCAGAGCUCCAGCAGGUCAAAGCUUCCAUCAAGCAAUAUGAAAGCCUGUUGGACAGCUACAAGAUCCAGGUUGGAAAAACCCGGGCGGAGGCGGACGAGUACUGUGCUCGGCUGGCUCAGGCAGAGCGGGAAGCCCAGGCCGUGCGGAGGGAGCUGGAACAGGAGAUAGAAGAGGUGCGCAGAGAGCUGCUGGGUCGGCUGGCAGAGCUGGAGCCUCUGCCCGAAGCCUUACGACACACUGAACUCCAACUGCGGGAGGCUCAGGACAUGGAGCGCAACCAGGAGAGACGCAGCAUGGAGCUCAGCACCACCCUGACUGAUCUCCGCAUGAAGGUGGAGACCCAGGGCAGCCAGAUGGACCUUCUAAGACAGAAGAACAAAGUGCUGCUAGAGGAGAACCGACAGCUUCAGCAGCGAGUGGAGAGUUUGGAAAGGUUGGGUCUGGCAUUGUGAGCCCAAAAUUGAGACAGUUGUGCCCUCCCUCCUUCUAUGUGGGGGACAUUCUCUAAGUUUUCGGACAACAGUUCCCAUAAUAUAUGUAAACAGGAAAUGUAAAGCUGCCAUGAAGUUGUUAAUCCUAUAUUUGUUUACAAAUGGCAUUUGAAUUAGCUGAAUUAGCUAAUAUCAGUUGUUCUUUGCAGUGUGCCUGUAGAUGUACAGACAACUAUUCUAACUGUUCUGUCAUUUUCAUAGGUUAAUGGUGUCACUGACACUGUUAUUCAGUUGCAGACUGUAGUCAGUGUCUACAAACUCUGGAGCUAUGUUCUAUAUGUAGUCAUAUGUGUCAUAUCCCCUUUGUGCCUGCGUCAGCGUUGUGGUUGUCUGCCAGAAGCUGUCACACAUUGACUGUUUAUCCAGUCUGAAGCCACAUUGUUACCAUCCACUGUUUAGAUCUUGGUGCUUUUUAACUCUAGAUUUGAACCGGAUGAAGGAUUUUAGUCAUCGGACGUCUGGAUCUUAAGUUAUCAGAGAAACAAGCUGAGCUAACGUUAGCAGCAGCUCGACUCGCAGUCCCUCCAGGACCUCCUUUGUCUGUCCAACGGUGUGGGAAAAGUACUGAUUUUUAAGGUGGAACUGCUUUAUUCAGUGUCUUUAGUGGUUUUAAUCAGCAGGUCUGUUUGUUUUGGAGAGGAGACCUCUGUGGAUAAUCGGGCUCCCAGUAGAAACCUCCUGAACAAUGAACACUGAUGGAAUCAGUGUGUUUAUUAUAACUGUUCACUUUUGUUGCUUUUCUUU
Dicentrarchus labrax (European seabass) is the source of this 2993-nucleotide messenger RNA. RefSeq names its product outer dense fiber of sperm tails 2a (gene odf2a). The coding region runs from base 147 to 2210 and encodes 687 amino acids. Gene Ontology annotation, biological process: regulation of cilium assembly. The transcript has 17 exons. NCBI's taxonomy places the organism in Eukaryota, Metazoa, Chordata, Actinopteri, Moronidae. Gene Ontology annotation, cellular component: centrosome. The record is from RefSeq and is a predicted model, not a curated record.